AUGCUGGGCACCCUGGCAUCCUACCAGAUUGCAUCUGGAUGCUCAGGUCGGCGCUGCUGGCGUUUGCCGCCCGCCAUGGCUGCUGUGGAGGCCACGUUGUGGCAGGGCAGCGCCCAUGAUGAGUGGUUGGACGUGCACGUGCGGGGGGAGGGUCACCAGGGUGGAGAAGGCCAGGGGGGAGCAGCGGAGGAUGCGGCGGCCAGUGGCGCCAUUGCGGGUGGCGCAUUGCUGCCCAGCAACUGGCUGGUUGCAUGGAGGAUCCGUAGCGGCAGCCCCCGGAUCCUUGAGGUGCAGCAGGCCCACAUUGUCGAAGCGUCAAGUUUUUGUGGAGUGCGCCUCCACUUCCCAGCUGCUGUGCAGGAUGUCGACCUCAAGCCCACUGCGACUGGCGCUGUCCUGGUCGCGCUCUUCUCGGCAGGCAUCCUUUACUCCGCCCCUCUGCCCGCAACCCCAUCAGGGCUUGCCCUUGAGCAGCUGAGCCCCACCAGCUUGCGCCGCCACAACCUGGCUGCCCCGCUUGGCCGCCUAGGCGGGGCCACCAGCCUGGCAGCCGCGGCAAGCCAUGCCCUCAUAGGAACGAAAGCAGGAACACUGCUUAUGUGCGCACUGCCGGCUGAACAAGACGAGGUCACUGAGCUGAAGGAGGCGGACCGCGUGCUGGGGCGGCUGUGGAGAGGGCUCGUCUCAGGUGUGCCCGCUAGCAGCCCAAUUUGCGCUGUGGCGACGUUACGAUUGCGCGGGGCUGACGUGGGGGCGGCCCUCCAUCUGGACGGCAGCCUGCGGCUCUGGAAUUUGCAAACCCGCGACCAGCUUGUACGCGCACCGCCGUUGCACAUCCCUGAGGAAGCCAAAGGGUAUGCCCCUAGCGGUCUGCUGUCUGUGGAUACCAGCGAAGGGGCGCGCCGCAUCGCCGUUGGCUACCGGCAUCCCCAAGAGUUGCGCCAGGUGGUGUGCCUGUACGAGAUAGAGGAGCACGGCUGGGCCGCCACCUUUGUGCAGUCCCAUACGAUCGAGGGCCACGUGUCGUCCCUGGCCCUCACUGCUGCGGGCCUCACCCUGCUGGCUGCUCCCACUCCCAACGUACCUGCCCGCCUCGAGCAGCGCAGCUGGCGCCAGCACACUGUUGAUGCGCCCUUAUCUGUGGUGCCGGCCUCUGAUUACGUGCACACCCGCCUUCUGCUGGGGGACGAUCAAGAGGGUGCUUUCGAGCAAGUAUGGGCUGCACUGGAAGACGUGGAGCUGCCAGACGUGUCGGCUGUGUUUGUGGACCGCCUGCUGUCCGUUGGCGUCUUCUCGGCCGAGGCUCUCACGCGGCUGCUGAUCGCCCGAGGAGUGCCCCCAGCUCACGGUCGGGAUGUGGCGGAAACGGCACAACGAUUGCGACAAGCGGCCAAGGUGCCUUCAACUGCAGACCAGGCAACCGCUCUCCGCGGCUGGCGUUCUCUCGCCCAGUCUUACGCUACCACGUGGACUGACCUCCAUCAGCCCCUCGGGCUCGCCACCAACUCAGACGGCACUUUCGCUGCGGCAGUCAACUCCGACUCGAUUUCAGUCCUAAGGGCACCCGACAAGGCGGAAACAGAACGACCAAGUACGUCGACGGAGGUAGAGAAUGCUUCGCCCAGCCUGGCACGGUGCUUAGAGCUCGUUGGCGCAGGGCUGGGUAGCGUAGCAGGGGAAGUGCUGACGGAGCUGCUGCUGCGGGGGGGCAACGCGCAAGGGGCGCUGGACGCGUUCCUGGGCCUCUUAGAGGGGGGCAUGUCGGCACUCGACGGCGACAGGCAAAGGCAUAAACACGACCGGGAACGUAUUCUGCAAUUACGGCAGAGCGUAGAACAGCUGGGAAGCGGAGCAGGGGGAUGGGACGGCGUGCUGGCGCAGAUGAGAUUGUUAAUAGCGGGGCUGGAGGCGGGGCCGGGGCAGGUAGCUGACGCUGUGGCGGGGGGGCGGCCGGGGGCCGGCCUGGCGGUCGGAGGGGGCGUGCGGCAAGCGGUGGCCGCGCAGCUGCGGCGGGCGCAUCACGUGCUGCUGCUGCUGGGACUUGUACAGCGGUGUGGCGCUCAGGUCGGGGUGCCCCCGCCCGUGCUUGCCGCUGUCCAGUCGGAGCUGGUCCCUGCCACGUGGCGGCUGCUGUCGUCGCUGCUGCUGGUGCACAGCCUGGCCACCAUCCCGGCCGCCACGCUCGCGGCCCCCUCUGGCGUCGACUUCAGCCAGCGGCUGUCCACCCUGCAAAUAGGCGACUCACGCGGCCCUCCGUCCCUUCCGCCCGGGACCCUGUCCUUGGCUGACGUCACCCUGGCCGCUCAAGGCUGGCUGCCUCCCCUCUCGUCCGCUGUCCCGCCGCCCGCUGUCCUGCUGCAAGCUGUGCAGAGCGCCCUGGGCGGUCUGCGGUGGCGCGGGGGACGGCGGGAGCCGCAAAGUGCGGUGGAGCGCGCAGCAGACCUGGCGGUGCUGCUGCUGCAACACAACCAGCACGUAGCGCUCAAGGUGUUUCUGCAACGCGUUCUUGACGUGGCUGCCAGCCUGCCCACCGACCUCGGUAACGCACCCGGCAGUGGGGGAACAGCCGCGGUGUGGUUCCUGUACGGGCUGUGCUGCCUGGCAACCACAGGGGCGGACGCUGCGCGGGAGCAAGGAGCGGAGGACGAGGCCGUGGCGGCUUUUCUCAAGGCUGGUACCUCCGUUGGCAGCCCCGAUGCCCUUUUGGCGUCAAUCCUGCGGCUCUUCUCCCCUCAGCUAGCAUCCACCGCAGCAACCACAUUCAACGCCUCCUCGUCGGCCCUGCACCGCGUGCACUACUUCGAGCUGGUCCUCGCCCUCUUGGAGCGGUACGGCCACCUUGCCGGCGCGCUCCAGUGCGCGCGCGCCGCCCUCCAGGAGCUCGCCGCCGCCUACCCCCCCGCCCCGCCCCCUUCGGACGCUGCCUCCGACGCCGACCCAGACGGCGACCUGAUGCUGUCCGGGUCCGAGCUGGCCCUCUCUAGCAGCCAGGCGCGCGAGGUGCACGCCGCGCUGCUGUGGGGCCACGUGUUCGACCUGGCGCUGCGGCUGCGGCGCUACGGGGAGGCAUAUGCCGCCAUCGUGAGCAAUCCCGACGCGGGGAGCGCGGGGGAGAACCUGCGGCGGCUGGUGACGGUGCUGUGCGAGGCGGGCGACGUGGACGUGCUGUGCGGGCAGCAGCUGGCGUACGGGGGGAAGCUGGAGGCAGUGCACCACGAGCUGCUCAGAAAGGCCGAGACGUCGGACGUGGGUGCACAAUCCAACCCGUACCGCGUCCUCUUCGCCUUCCACACGGCCCGCCACAACUGGCGGCACGCGGCGGCCGCCAUGCACCGCUACGCGCAGCGCGUGGCGCAGGAGGCGCCCGUCACGGCCGCCAGCGUGCGCGUCCAAGCCGAGAGCGUCCUCGCCGCGGUCACCGCGCUGCGCCUCCUCCCGCCCGACAGUGCAUGGCUGCCCGCAGAGGACGGCAUCCCCGGGCCCAGCAAACGGCCGCGCAUCGAGGGCGAGGGUGCGGGGCGGCUGCGCGUGACUGUGGGCAUCCCCGACCUGCAGCAGCAGCAUGCGGUUCUGCUGGCGCGCCUCUUCCUGCUGCAGCGGCCGCAGGAAAGCAUCCGCAGACGAGCAGAGAGCGUGGCUGCGGUGCCGGAGGUGGUGUGGCUGCUGCUGGAGGCCGCCGCCUUCGACCAGGCCCUGUCGCUCGCCACUGUCUGCCUCACCGGCGCGCCCCUCCGCAAGGAGUUGGAGGCCAUAUUUCGGAGCCUGGCGGGGGCGUGCUGCCGCGCACAGGCCCAAGAGGACAGGGAGCACAACCCCGCCCGGUCGGCUGCCCCCCGGUCGGUGGCGUCCUCCCUGGACGGCUUCUCCCCGCUCCUGCAGGAGCGCAGCGCCGAAGACACCACCGCCACCGCCGCCACGCUCUGGCGCAGCUUGCAGGCCUACCUCGAGCGGUACGACACGGUGGAGCACAACUUCGCGUUCCGGACGCUGGUGGCGGACACGGUGCUGAGCAACAGCAGCUGGAGGCGGAAAGCGCUGCCGCCCUGGCUGGCCGACCUCUGCAAGGCUGGCGAUCCCGCGGCCCUGCUGCGCACUCUGCUGGAGCACGGCCGCCUGGAAGAGGCGGCGGAGCUGGCGCUCGACAUCCUGGAGAAACCGAAGAAACAGCGUACGUCGAGCCGGGCCGGCUUCGUGGCCUCACAGCAGCUGGGCGCGGUGUGGGUGCCGCACACGCUGUUGGGCCAAUUGCAGCAAGACCUCGCGCAGCCGGGCCAGCCUGCAUCGCGCAACCGCGCAAAGCUGCAGGCCGCACUGCACAGAGAGCUCCAGCAGCACGUCGCACAGGUGACCAGCGAUACCAGGACGCUCCAUGCUGCUGCUUAGAAUGCAAAUGCACGUCGAAUGUACUAGCAAAGCUUUGCACCCGUUCGGUUAGGCCCGUACAAGCGAGGUCAAGCCUUGCAUCAGAAGCGGCCGGUUCGGAUUGUCACCACGUAAGCUCAGCGGCCUAAAUGAUGUGGCAAACUCGACUCCAUCCAAUCUUUUGGACAUAUGCCGAAAGACGAAAUCGCGCGGUUGCCAUAGUCCGACAUUGUGGCACUGGGCGCAGGCUGCGGACCAUAGAGACUAUACUGCUCAAGUCAGCCUAGCUAGCUCACUAUAUCAUACCAUAACGCGUCGGAAACUUGAAAUCGUACAUGAUAUCAUUGAAGCUCAAGGACA
Klebsormidium nitens is the source of this 4722-nucleotide messenger RNA. The record is from the annotation of a GenBank genome assembly. Lineage: Eukaryota; Viridiplantae; Streptophyta; Klebsormidiophyceae; Klebsormidiales; Klebsormidiaceae.